AUGCAGAUUGACUCCUCGAGCAUGUCAUGUGUCAACUGCACUGUGCCCCCACUCCUGCUGGAAAGCAGCACAUCCUUAGUGGAUCGUAAGGAAGAAUGUGCUGUGUCACAUAGUGUAGAGGAAGAGAAGCAGUUUGUGUGCCAGUACGCCAUACAAGAGCACAGAAGGAUAAUUGAAGCCAUCUGCAUAGGCUGGUUCACGGCAGAGUGCAUCGUGAGGUUCAUCGUCUCCAAAGAUAAGUGUGAGUUUGUCAAGAGACCCCUGAACAUCAUCGACUUACUGGCGAUCACGCCCUAUUACAUCUCGGUGUUGAUGACGGUCUUCACGGGCGAGAACUCUCAGCUGCAGCGGGCUGGCGUCACCCUGAGGGUUCUCCAGAUGAUGAAGGUCUUCUGGGUGAUUAAGCUCGCCCAGCACUACAUUGGUCUUCAGACUCUGAGUUUGACUCUCAAGCGAUGUUACCCGGAGAUGGUGAUGUUGCUUGUCUUUAUCUGUGUUGCCAUGGCAAUCUUCAGUGCACUUUCCCAGCUUCUUGAGCAUGGGUUGGACCUGGAAACAUCCAACCAGGACUUCGCCAGCAUCCCCGCUAUCUGCUGGUGGGUGAUCAUCUCUAUGACUACGGUUGGCUAUGGAGAUAUGUAUCCCAUCACGGUGCCUGGAAGAAUCCUUGGAGGAGUGUGUGUUGUCAGUGGCAUUGUGCUCUUGGCAUUGCCUAUCACUUUCAUCUACCAUAGUUUUGUGCAGUGUUACCACGAGCUCAAGUUUAGAUCGGCUAGAUAUAGCAGGAGCCUUUCGGCUGAGUUCCUGAAUUAA
Molecule: messenger RNA, 813 nt
Organism: Jaculus jaculus (lesser Egyptian jerboa)
Lineage: Eukaryota; Metazoa; Chordata; Mammalia; Rodentia; Dipodidae
Product: potassium voltage-gated channel subfamily G member 3-like
Exons: 3
Coding region: 1-813 (270 amino acids)
Biological process (GO): potassium ion transmembrane transport
Cellular component (GO): membrane; voltage-gated potassium channel complex
Molecular function (GO): delayed rectifier potassium channel activity
Source: RefSeq, a predicted model, not a curated record